Molecule: messenger RNA, 1980 nt
Organism: Fusarium fujikuroi IMI 58289
Lineage: Eukaryota; Fungi; Ascomycota; Sordariomycetes; Hypocreales; Nectriaceae
Exons: 3
Coding region: 1-1980 (659 amino acids)
Biological process (GO): DNA-templated transcription; regulation of DNA-templated transcription
Molecular function (GO): DNA binding; zinc ion binding; DNA-binding transcription factor activity, RNA polymerase II-specific
Source: RefSeq, a predicted model, not a curated record
AUGGCACCAGGCGCGCAGAAAAGCGCGUGUCUUUCAUGUCGCCAGAGAAAGCUCAAAUGCGAUCGUAAGCAGCCGUGUGCGAAUUGCAUCGCUCGGGCGGUUGAGUGCACCGAACAAGACCUGCCUCCUAACCGAGCAGUCAAAAGACCAUUACCUCAAGAGUCAGACUCUUCAGCACUGUCGAACAUACUCUCGAGGUUAGACCAGAUCCAAGAUUACCUCAAACCUAGCAAGAGAGCAAAGCAUGUCUCUAUCUCGACCCCAAUUGGCGACCAGCUGAACGCCAUUCGCUUCGACGUGCCCAGUGUCUCGCAGUCACAAGAACCCGCAUUCAAUGACGUUGCUGAGUUGAUGCCUCCCGAAGAUCAAAUGCAGGCCACCAAAUACUCGGUCAACGAUGGUUUCUUGUAUCGCGCACUCACGCACGAACUUUAUAUAUCGAUCUCAGCAGACCACAAAUCUCAGAAAACAAUCGAGCCUCGUCACAUACAACUUCCCCCCAAGUGGGAGACAAUGCGCCUCUUUCAAGUAUACUUCAAAUACUUGGGCCAUGUCCAGAACAUCAUCUACGAGCCCCACGCACGCACUCUUGUAAAUGACGCAUAUGACCAAAUUGUCAACAUCUCUGCAACGACUGCGCCUCGAGGACUUGCCCUGAUAUUGUCAGUCAUAGCACUGGCGACAAUCCUUGAGCCUGUGGAUGGUGACUUGGCUACUGCUAUUCCAAUACUCAAGGAAAGGCUUGGGGUAUUUGCCGCCUACAUUCGAAUGGCGAUGGACUGCCUGGAGCAACAUCGUCGACGAGCUGAUCACACUAUCGAGAAUGUCCAGGCAUUGAUUCUUCUCAGCUUUGGUAUCCAUCAUACAGAAACCUUCUCUCCUCGGUAUCGUGUCUUGCUCGCUGAAGCUAUCGCUGUUUCUCAUAGCCUUGGGCUCCAUGUUGUGGAUCGGGUAUCUGCUAGACGCGGUCAUUCCAAGGUUGAUGCGGAUCCAAUAACACAAGAGAUAAAGAGAAGAGUUUGGUGGUAUCUCGUGGCAACUGACUGGGCAUCCUCAAAGGCAGAAGGAACGUCUGGAGCUACCUACCUCAUCCAGCCAAAUCUCAUCAGUACCAACCUUCCGAGACAUAUUGAUGAUGUCGACCUCAGUAACUCUAAUCACAAGGAGCGGCCUCUCUCAGAACCAAGCACUAUGUCUUACAAUCUCCAACGCAUCAAGGUUGCCGAGGUCGUUCGCUGCAUUUCCGAUCUGAUGCCGAACGAUCCAAACGAAGCAUCAUGUGAGUUGUUAUUGUCACUCGAUGCGAAGCUAGAUUCAGUAUUGUGCGAGCUGCCAAGUUUCUUCAGGACUGAACUGGCUGAUUCUGAAGAAACUAAGCAGAUUGAUAAUGCAUAUCCCCAUAUUCCGAUGCAGCGACUCUUGAUCAACCUUCUCAUCAACAUAUUCCGUUGCGGACUACAUUUUCCUUAUCUUCCUGGACGUGUCAACAAGGCUCUACACGCAUUCUCACGCCAAGCUAGUCUAAAGGCUGCUCGAGCUGUUCUUUCUUCGCAGCGAGGCAUGACCAUGAAAGAUAUGUUGCACUCUGCCGAUUUCAUGAAGAUCCAGGGCACCAUUUUCCACAUGUUUAUCGGGGCACUUGUUCUUACAACUGAUAUCUGCUGCAACCAGGAUGGCCAGACACAAGUAUCUGAGCUAAUCGAGGUUCUGAAGAAGCUGGACAGUAUCAAAGAUCACUCCAAGAUGGCUGCCAAGUUACUAGAUAUCUUAACGCAAUUGCUAGUCUCGUAUGGAGUCUGGUCACCAUCGACCACUAUCUCUACAUAUACUCAAGAUGAAGCGCCACUUGACCUCGGUCUAUCGGGAUCUAAGUCCCUAAGGCUAGAUAGCCUUGAUAUGCCCUUACCUUUUGAUGAGCUGUGGGAGACAUACAUUGAGCACCCUGGUGGCUUGGAUAUGUUAGAUAUUUUGGAGGCCUAA